AUGCGGCAGGAAGCCCACCAGGCCGUCCUCGAGGAACGACUGGAGCGGCGACUUGACGCCGCACUUCGGAUGCUGAUCACAGCGUUGCUCACACGUUUGGUUGGCAAUUUGGUCGCCUGCUUGGCUGGCCUCAUGAGGACACUGCUGGUUGGCACACUGCAUGGUGUUGCACUUCCAGCUGGAGCCACCGACGCCCCGGCCGUACCAGCAGUCGAGCCAUCCGCCGUGCCGGGCGUUGUAGAGGCAUCGGCGGUAGAGGAAAUACAGCUGGUGGUGGAGGCGUUUGAUGACGUCGAAGAGCAGGCAGAGCAAUGUGUCCGUGUCACGGGGAUACAGCAGGCCUCCGGGGUUGGUGUUGAAGUCGCAGGCGUAGAUGCCACCUGCGUGGCCGAAGCCGAGCAACGUGACCUCCGUGAGUGCGUCGGUGAGGGAAGUGAGAGUGAUGUGCUGCGGGUGGGCGGGCAGCGCCAGGCUGCUGAGGUUUAUCAAGGGCACGUCGGAGUCCCCGGGGUUCGGCUCCUCCGCCUCGAACAGCGACGGCAUGGCAUCAUGAGUGACGGUGAGAUGCACGGGAUUGUACGUAAGCCCGCAGCACCAUGUGAGCAUCUCGUAGAUGGAACACGGCGGCCGGGGCGAGGGAUGCACCUUGAGGUGGCACGUCUCAUAAUACUCAUGGAGGUGCGUGCAGAAGCAAUCGAGGAGCUCUAG
Babesia ovata is the source of this 708-nucleotide messenger RNA. RefSeq names its product CASP8-associated 2, putative. Bases 1 to 708 code for a protein of 235 amino acids. The record is from RefSeq and is a predicted model, not a curated record. Lineage: Eukaryota; Apicomplexa; Aconoidasida; Piroplasmida; Babesiidae. The transcript is spliced from 2 exons.